AAUGCCCUACACAUGUCGCUGCUGUUUCUUUUCUCCACAGCCCCAACAUCACUCCACAGCAGCGAGUUCUUCACGCCAGUUCCGGCUCCCAGACAUCGGGUUCACGUCCCCUGCUACUUGUUCCGCUAAGUGUGCGACUAGCCAAUUCUAUUUUGGUAGAAAGAGUAUGCUAGUUGGUUGUUUUGAUAAACCUUUGACCAGCAACAACUUGUAGCACUAUCCCAAUUGAUCCAUACAUAUCCUAUGAAGUUCACGAGUUUAAGUGAAACCGGGGGUUACAAUCUUCCACCAUGCAACAUCGUCAACUUAUGCGGUUUCCACAUAUUAUUUGAUUGCCCUCUCGAUCUAUCUGCCCUAACAAUCUUUUCCCCAAUAUCCACCGCUUUAUAUGAAAACCUUAACGAACAGACGUUUUCUUGUUCAUCUUCCGCUUCGCACCCGAAAACCGAGAAGCUGCUUGACAAGAAUAAUUUAAUACCUACAGAACCGUAUUACAAAACUGUUGAACGAUUGCACCUAUGGGAUGUUUCUCUGAUUGACGUUGUACUGAUAUCGAGUCCGAUGGGGAUGUUGGGUUUGCCGUUUCUUACUCGCACUGAAGGUUUUUCGGCCAAGGUGUAUGCAACCGAGGUGACUGCAAGGCUUGGUCAGUUAUUGAUGGAGGAUCUUGUUGCAAUGCAUACGGAAUAUACGCAGUUUUAUGGACCCAAGGAGACUGGUUUACUUCAAUCGCUCAAUUGGGACGAGCUUGAAGCACUUCCACCGACACUGAAAGAGGUACUUCUCGGUAAAGAUGGAACCGAGCUUGGUAGUUGGUUGUCAUUGUACAGCGCAACUGAUGUGAAGGAAUGUUUACGGAAAGUCCAGUCUCUUAAAUAUGCAGAAGAAGCUUGCUAUAAUGGCACGUUAAUCAUAAAGGCUUUGAGCUCUGGUUUAGAAAUAGGUUCAUGUAAUUGGAGUCUUAAAAGUCCAAAAAGGGACGUCUCAUAUAUUUCAAGCUCUGUAUUUUCAUCUGGAACCGCGAUGGAUUUUGAUUUCCAUGCUCUAUUAGGAAGUGAUGUACUUAUAUAUUCUGAUUUCGCUUCAUGGAAUGGAGAUACUUGUGUCGAGAGUGAGAAUAGUUCGUCCUCUAGUGUUCCCGUUGAUUGCUCAACUAAGAGUGACAAUGCACACGCGUGGGAAUUGCAGGAUUUCGAUGAGAGUUCAGAAGAAAUGGAGAAAUUGAACUUCAUAUGCUCAUGUUCAAUGAACGCCGUUAAAGCGGGUGGCUCGGUUCUCAUUCCCAUAGGCAGGCUCGGCAUCAUUUUGCAGCUUCUGGAGUUGCUUGCUUUGCACAUUGAAUCAUCCGACAUCAAGAUUCCGAUAUUUAUCGUCUCUAGUGUGGCAGAGGAACUGCUGGCAUACACUACUAUUUUACCAGAAUGGUUAUGCAAAGACCGGCAAGAGAAGCUUUACUCUGGCAACCCUGUUUUUGCUCAUGAAGAGCUCAUAAAAGAGAAGAAGAUCCACGUAUUUCCAUCGCUUCACUCACACGAAUUAUUGAUGUUGUGGCAAGAGCCAUGCAUAGUUGUUUGUCCUCAUUGGAGCUUGCGGCUUGGACCUGUUGUGCAUUUACUUCAACGCUGGCAUGCGGAUCCAAAUGCACUUUUAGUUCUCGAGGAAGGAGUUGACACUGAUCUCGCACUCUCGCCUUUUAAGCCUAUCGCAAUGAAGGUUUUGCAGUGCUCUUUUGUUUCUGGUUUAAAGUCGGAGAAAGUUCCACAAUUGCUUAAAAUGCUUCAGCCAAAACUCAUCUUGCUUCCAGAUUACACAAAACCGUACUUCAAUCCUUUAAACGAAUCAUUAUCGUGUCUAUUUUUCAAUGAAAACGAAACGCUUAGUGUGCCAAACCCAAACAAACAUCUAGAGGUGAAUAUCGCAACAGACUUAGCCUCACAAUUGACUUUAUCAAAGUUAAAGUCCGAAGAGUUGACCAUUGCAAGAUUAAAAGGCAAGCUCUUUGUGGAUCAAGCGAAACACUACAUAGUUGCCGAAAAACCGACAAUGUCUUCAAAGAUGAUGCCGUUGGUGCAUUGGGGUACGGUUGAUUUGGAAAGUCUAGUUUUGGCAUUGGAGAAGAUUGGGGUCAAAGGGUCAAUGGAAAAAGUCAAAGAUGAAGAUGAAUUUGGAUCAAAUGUGUUGCAUGUAUUUGAGCCUAACAAGGGUUUGAUACAAGUGAAAGAAACAACUACUGUUAUUAGUACUGAAGAUGAGAAUUUAGCCUCACUUAUUUCUGAUGCAGUUCAUAGUCUUUUAAAUGGUAUUUAAGGUCUAGCAUUUGGUAAUAGAUCAAAAGUUAAAAAUUUUAUGAUGUUUGGUAUGGUAGAAUGUUAAAUAUAGUUAGCUAGUUUAUAUUU
Messenger RNA from Helianthus annuus (common sunflower), 2396 nucleotides. Its product is annotated as integrator complex subunit 9 homolog. Bases 244 to 2307 code for a protein of 687 amino acids. Gene Ontology annotation, cellular component: integrator complex. The transcript has 12 exons. The record is from RefSeq and is a predicted model, not a curated record. Gene Ontology annotation, biological process: snRNA processing. NCBI's taxonomy places the organism in Eukaryota, Viridiplantae, Streptophyta, Magnoliopsida, Asterales, Asteraceae.